GCAUGCGCCACGGAGAGGCCUGGCUCCUCAGUUCGCCCGUUGAAUCAUCGUAGGUCGGUCAGUCAGUCGGUCGGCGUGUGGGAGGGGAGAGCCAGACGAGCCAGCGAUCUGCGCGCCUGCCUGCCUGCAACGGUGGUGGCGUCGGCGUCGGAAUCAGUGAACCCGGAGCAGUAGCAGCAGUAGCGGCGUCGUCCUCGGAGCGGGGCGAGCGCCGGAGGUAGAGAGUGUGUUUCCACCGCCGCCAUUUCUGUCAGCCCGGACUCAUGAUUCCCAUAUGCCCGGUAGUCUCUUUCACCUAUGUGCCCAGCCGGCUGGGGGAAGAUGCCAAAAUGGCCACCGGCAACUACUUCGGGUUCACCCACACCGGGGCUGCUGCCCAGUACAGCCAGCAGCCAGCUUCAGGUGUAGCCUAUUCCCAUCCAACUACAGUUGCAAGCUACACUGUCCAUCAGGCUCCUGUAGCUGCACACACAGUUACUGCUGCCUAUGCCCCAGCAGCAGCCACGGUUGCAGUGGCAAGGCCUGCUCCAGUGGCCGUUGCAGCUGCUGCAACAGCGGCAGCCUAUGGAGGUUACCCAACGGCACAUACAGCAACAGACUAUGGUUAUACACAGAGACAGCAAGAAGCUCCCCCACCACCGCCACCAGUCACUACACAAAAUUACCAGGACACCUAUUCAUAUGUUAGAUCUACUGCCCCAGCUGUAGCUUAUGACAGCAAGCAAUACUAUCAGCAACCCACAGCCACUGCAGCUGCAGUGGCAGCUGCUGCCCAGCCACAGCCUUCUGUGGCUGAAUCAUAUUACCAAACAGCUCCAAAAGCUGGCUAUAGCCAAGGAGCAACUCAGUAUACUCAAGCCCAGCAAACUCGACAAGUGACAGCCAUAAAACCAGCCACUCCAAGCCCAGCUACUACUACUUUCUCCAUAUAUCCUGUAUCUUCCACUGUGCAACCAGUUGCAGCAGCAGCUACCGUUGUUCCCUCGUAUACCCAAAGUGCUACAUACAGUACAACAGCAGUUACUUAUUCUGGUACAUCGUAUUCUGGCUAUGAGGCUGCAGUAUAUUCAGCUGCAUCAUCUUACUAUCAACAGCAGCAGCAGCAGCAGAAACAGGCGGCGGCAGCAGCUGCUGCUGCUGCUGCAACAGCCGCCUGGACAGGGACCACCUUCACUAAAAAGGCACCAUUCCAAAAUAAACAGUUGAAACCAAAACAGCCUCCCAAACCACCCCAGAUCCACUAUUGUGAUGUUUGUAAGAUCAGCUGUGCUGGACCACAGACUUACAAAGAACAUUUGGAGGGACAGAAACAUAAAAAGAAAGAAGCCGCAUUGAAAGCAUCACAGAACACAACCAGCAACAGUUCAUCUGCUCGUGGGACUCAGAACCAGCUGCGUUGUGAACUCUGUGAUGUGUCUUGCACAGGAGCUGAUGCCUAUGCUGCUCAUAUUCGUGGAGCAAAACAUCAAAAAGUGGUUAAGCUUCAUACUAAACUUGGCAAACCCAUUCCUUCAACUGAACCAAACGUCGUGACCCAGGCUACGUCUGCAACAUCUGCUUCCAAACCAACUGCUGUCUCUUCGAACAUUGCAACUAACAGCAGCACUGUGAAUUCUUCUGUUUCAUCUUUGGCAGUGAAAAUUCUUACUCCUUCUGCCAAUGUGCUACUUAGCACAACAUCCAACAACAAAGCAACAAUGGUUCCAGCUAAUGUUGCUGUAAAGAAAAUAUCCACACCCAAAAUUAACUUCGUUGGUGGUAACAAGCUACAGACAACAGGAAGCAAAGUGGAUGAAUUGAAAGCAGUAGAAAAUAUCAAAACUACUCCUUCUAUUGCUACAGUGCAAACACAGGAAAUUAAGCCAGAUAUGUCUGCUGAAUCGGUAACAUCUACAGCUCUUGCUGCUCUGCAAAGUGAGGUCCAACCAGUGGGUCAUGACUAUGUUGAAGAGGUACGGAAUGAUGAAGGGAAGGUUAUUCGUUUCCAUUGCAAACUUUGUGAAUGCAGUUUUAAUGAUCCUAAUGCCAAGGAGAUGCAUUUAAAAGGAAGGCGGCAUAGAUUACAAUAUAAGAAAAAAGUAAACCCAGACUUGCAAGUAGAAGUGAAGCCGAGCAUCCGGGCAAGGAAGAUCCAGGAAGAAAAGAUGAGGAAGCAGAUGCAGAAAGAAGAAUAUUGGAGAAGACGUGAAGAGGAGGAACGGUGGAGAAUGGAAAUGAGACGCUAUGAGGAGGACAUGUACUGGAGGAGGAUGGAAGAAGAGCAGCAUCAUUGGGAUGACCGCCACAGAAUACCUGAUGGAGGAUAUCCUCAUGGACCUCCAGGACCUCUUGGACUACUUGGUGUUAGACCAGGAAUGCCACCACAGCCCCAGGGACCAGCUCCUCUUCGUCGACCAGAUUCUUCAGAUGACCGUUACGUAAUGACCAAACAUGCUGCUAUCUAUCCAACUGAAGAGGAACUCCAGGCAGUACAGAAAAUAGUUUCUAUCACUGAGCGUGCAUUGAAACUUGUAUCUGAUAAUAUGACUGACAAUGAAAAAAACAAGAGCAAGGAAGGAGAUGAUAAAAAAGAGGGUGGUAAAGACAGGGCUUUGAAAGGAGUCUUACGAGUGGGAGUGUUGGCUAAGGGUUUGCUGCUCCGAGGAGACCGAAAUGUCAACCUUGUCUUGCUGUGUGCUGAGAAACCUACUAAGACAUUGCUGAGUCGCAUUGCUGAAAAUCUGCCCAAGCAACUUGCCGUAAUAAGUCCUGAGAAAUAUGAAAUAAAGUGUGCAGGACAAGAAGCAUCCAUCAUUUUGAAUUCCUGUGUGGAACCUAAAAUGCAAGUGACCAUCACUUUGACAUCACCAGUGAUUCGGGAAGAGAACAUGAGGGAUGGAGAUGUAACCUCGGGUAUGGUGAAAGACCCACCGGACGUCUUGGACAGGCAAAAAUGCCUUGACGCUCUGGCUGCUCUACGCCACGCUAAGUGGUUCCAGGCUAGAGCUAAUGGUCUGCAGUCGUGUGUCAUUAUCAUACGUAUUCUUCGAGAUCUCUGUCAGAGAGUUCCCACUUGGUCUGACUUUCCAAGCUGGGCAAUGGAAUUAUUAGUAGAGAAGGCAAUUAGCAGCGCUACUGGACCACAAAGCCCGGGAGAUGCCUUAAGAAGAGUGUUUGAGUGUAUAUCUUCAGGAAUUAUCCUUAAAGGUGGUCCUGGCCUUUUGGAUCCCUGUGAAAAAGAUCCUUUUGAUACACUUGCUUUAAUGACAGAUCAGCAACGGGAAGACAUUACUUCAAGUGCACAGUUCGCAUUGAGACUUCUUGCAUUCCGUCAAAUACACAAAGUUUUAGGAAUGGAUCCCUUGCCCCAGAUGAACCAGCGCUUCAAUAUUCACAACAAUCGUAAAAGGAGAAGGGACAGUGAUGGAGUUGAUGGCUUUGAAGCUGAGGGGAAGAAAGACAAGAAAGAUUAUGAUAACUUUUAAAAAAAGAAAAGAAAUCUCUGGUGUUAACAGAGGCCAUUUGUUCUCAGAUUUUUUUCUCAAUGUCUGUUAAAUACAUCCAAAAAAGUUAGAAAAAUUACUUUUUGUGUGGCAUUCACACCAUUUUUUUUUAGGAUGUGCAGACUAAUUAUAGUAGAAAGAGAUCACAAAUGGAAACUAUUCUGACUUCUAGUGGAUCCCUCAUUGUUUAGUUUCUAACUUCUAAUGUAUGAUUUUUGUUUUCUCUUCUUUACGUUAAGUACAAUGUAUACUUAAAUUCCACUGUAUUUAAUACAGUGUUUUGUGCUUCAGUUGCUUUGUGUAUUUUGCUCCUUUAUUUUGAAUUUUAAGUUACCAUUGACACAAGCUGUAAGUUGCUUUGUAUUAGAAAAUGGUAAAUACAGUCCUUCACUUAAUAUUUUAUAGAAGAACACUUUUUUGUAAAGUGGGUCUGCAAUAUUAUUUCUCCUAAAUGUGAAGCGUUAACACAAACUUAUCCUGCUAUUUAAGUGCUUUCAAUUAAAUGUUUCUGCCAAAUCCAUGGCAUUUGUCUCUUUAGUGAUAUAAUGAUGUACUUAAGACAGAUUUGUGUUACUCUAAUCAGGUUUGUUGUUAGUUAUGCAUUAGCAGUAUAAAUGCUGAACAUACACAGUUUGGAUUUGCUGCAAUUUUAGCAACUGCAUAAUUGAUUUUUAAAAUUGCAUGACUUUGUUUUUAAUAGAAGGGCUUUAAAAAAGUACCAAUUUAGGUUUCAUGCCUAGGUCUUUGUAUGAUUGACUUUGAUAUAGCAAGGCCAAAAAAUAAAUUUCUGAAAUUUUGCCGAAAACAUUAAGAGGGCAUUUUUCCCUUUGGGAAAGAGCUGGCUACUUGUUUUCAGAGAGCUUAUCAGUAUGGAAGCUCUGAAUUAAAAUAAUUGUUUGCUAUAUCAGUGCCUGUGAGAUUGCUCCUUUUGCUAUUUCCUUACCAAAUUAUUCAUUAACUUUCAUUUUAAGUCUACAACCUAAACGUAGAUACCAAUAUUUCUGGAAAUUUGAAGGUUGUAAAAGAAAAUAGCAGAAAAUUAUUUGUGGCCAUAGUGUAUGCUUAUGUCUCCUUCAGACAACUAAAUAUUAUAGCAGUGCUGUAAUUCAGGUCUACAUCUGGCUGUUGAUGUAUGCUCUGGUACACAGAUGUGAUUUGUUACAACACUACAGUGGAAUCUGCAAAUAAAACUAAAAUCUAUUAAAUGACUUAACGUUCAUUAUACACUGGGAACAUACACUUUGCUUUGUCUUUCUGAGUGGAUCAUGCUCGUUUUCAGCACAUUGAUUUAACAUUGGCAACCAGUGGUGUCCAUCCUCCAAUGGAAUAGAUUUCCAAAGUGGCGGAUUCCCUUUCCUCCCUUCCUCCCCCCGUAAAUCUGCUCCAGAUUCAUCCAUCUGAACCAAUUACAAGAAAGGAGAUUCUGACUAAACAUCAGGAAGAACUUUGACAGUAGGCACUGUUCAACAGUGGAACAGACUCCCUCGUGAUGUGGUGGACUUUCCUUCUUUGGAGGUUUUUUUAGCAGAGUUUGGAUGGCCAUCUGUAAUGGAUGCUUUCAUUGAGAUUCCUGCAUUGCAGAGGAUUGAACUAGAUCGCCCUUGAGGUCCCGUCCAACUUAUAAAAUAUUAUUCUGAAGGGUUGAGGGGGACCCUCCAGACAAGAUGGUAGGGGAGGUUGCAGUAAGUGGAAACCCAUGUGAUAUUUAUGUUGCCCAGUGUUCCUAAAAUUUCUUGAGAAAUAGGAAAUUGUAAAUGGUUGAUUGAUUUUAUCAGAGACUGCCAUGUUCUGGUGCUCUUCAAUUUUGGAUAAUUGCAAAUCCUUCAGGCUGUAUUUGUUCUAAAUUUUUAACAUUCAUUAUCGGACACGUAAGUGCAAUAUAUUGAACAAAGGGGGAAGUAUCAAAGCUGAAUCUUUUGAGCCAUUAUGACUUUACCUAAAUUAUUAAAUUUUAUUCUCAUUUAAGUUCUGAUGCAUCAUAUUGGCUAGCAGAUUGUUGUGAGAGUAGUCAGUUUUGGUAGCAUAGAGACUUCAAAUGCUGCUGGUUGUGAUCUGAGUGUAAGGGGACUGGGAUGUUUUUAGAAGAGCACACCUUUUCUAAUCAUGGGGCAUUUUGCUACCCUCCCCCCCCCCAAAAAAAAACACCUGCGGUCACAUAUUUCCAUGUCUUCACAUUUCUCUUUUGGGCCUUCACAUUAUCCUGUGUGCUGCUUCAUCAGCAUUGUGACAGUGGAGGAAAAUCUUUUAAAUGAUUUUUUCCAGCAUUUGUGCACUACAGUAGUACAUGCAGGUUGUAGUGUUUUGUUUUGUUUUAUGCGCAGCAUUUGGAUUUUAGGCCAAAGUUCUGUUUAUUUUUUAACAGAGUAUGCUAAACAUUGGCCCACCAUUUAAGACAGCAAUAAUUAACAGUGCAAUCUGUACAUGACAAUUUGGGGGGAAAUCCCAUUGUGCUUAAUGGGCCUUGUAUUCCUUCCCAUGACUACCGCUCUGGGUAGGCCAGUUGUGCCAGAGGCACUUUAAGUAGGUUGUCACCACACCAGCUUGGGCUCCCUCUACCCCCAGAUGGGAGCAUUUUUGGGAAUCCGAGACAAAUACUUAGGAGGGGAGACUGAAAGCACCCACCCUACCUGAUUGUCCCCUGAGCCCAAUGUGGCUUGUUUUUACUCUGUCAAAACGCCCACAUAUAGCAUGAACCAAGUCAUUUUAGGCCUUGGGGGGCCAGGAAUGUCAACUGAGGGAAUGUACCCAAGACCGCAACAGCCUAGCUUAUGAUGAAAAAGACUGAACAAACAAGAGGAGGCCAAAUGUUGCUUCAAGAAAAUGCAAAAAACCUAUACUGUUGCAUAUACUUACAAAAACUUCUCGUCUCAUGUUCCAUAAUAGAUGGUCAGCUGAGGACUUUGGAGGGCAAAGGACAGUUUGGCAGUGAUCAUUGAAAUUAUUUCUGAUCCAGGUGGGGAGACUGAAACCUUUUGGAGGUUAGGUGAUGGACUAUCAAGGUGUCUACUACUGCAUCUUCCUAUGAAAUGGAGACUAUUCUGUGCUUUGUAUAUUCUAGAGGAGAUGUUCUCUGGUA
This is a messenger RNA of Zootoca vivipara (common lizard), 6558 nucleotides long. RefSeq names its product zinc finger RNA binding protein (gene ZFR). Lineage: Eukaryota; Metazoa; Chordata; Lepidosauria; Squamata; Lacertidae. Gene Ontology annotation, molecular function: zinc ion binding; double-stranded RNA binding; single-stranded RNA binding. The record is from RefSeq and is a predicted model, not a curated record. Gene Ontology annotation, cellular component: precatalytic spliceosome.